This is a messenger RNA of Melanotaenia boesemani (Boeseman's rainbowfish), 2319 nucleotides long. RefSeq names its product protocadherin gamma-A2-like. NCBI's taxonomy places the organism in Eukaryota, Metazoa, Chordata, Actinopteri, Atheriniformes, Melanotaeniidae. Gene Ontology annotation, molecular function: calcium ion binding. Gene Ontology annotation, cellular component: plasma membrane. Gene Ontology annotation, biological process: homophilic cell-cell adhesion. The coding region runs from base 1 to 2319 and encodes 772 amino acids. The record is from RefSeq and is a predicted model, not a curated record. The transcript has a single exon.
AUGGCCAAAGGCUCCUUGGUCGGUAACAUAGCUCAGGAUUUAAGUUUGGAUGUGAAACGACUACAAGCGGGUAAAGCUCGCAUCCACACCGGAGACAAUACAGAAUACAUUCAGCUGAACAAGGAAAAAGGACUCCUCUUCGUCAAAGAAAAAAUAGACCGCGAAGCUCUCUGUGGCCAGACAACGCCUUGUGCUUUACAUUUUCAGAUUGCUUUAGAAAGCCCCAUAGAAAUAUUCUCAGUUACUGUAGAAAUCACGGAUAUUAAUGACAAUGCUCCUAUAUUCCAAAAGGAAGAGAGAAGAUUUGAAAUAAGCGAGACUGCUGUCAUCGGCUCUAAAUUCAUGCUAGAGAAAGCAAUAGACCCAGAUAUAGGAAAAAAUAGUCUUCAGAGCUAUACACUGAAACCCAAUGACAAUUUUAUCCUUAAAUUACACAGUCAGACUGACGGUGGUAAAAAGAUUGAGAUGGUUUUACAAAAACCUUUGGAUAGAGAGAAACAGGAGUUUGUAUCAUUGUUGUUAACGGCUGUUGAUGGAGGAGAGCCGCGGCGGUCAGGGACAAUGCAAAUUCAUAUUACAGUAUUAGAUGCUAAUGAUAAUGCUCCUGUUUUUACGCAGAACGUUUAUAAAGCGUCUGUUCAAGAGAACUCGGUCAAGGGAACAAUCAUUACCAAAGUGAGUGCUUCAGAUGCAGACAAAGGUUCGAAUGGAGAGGUAAGCUAUGUAAUAGAAAAUGGUAUUGGGGAUAUUUCAAACAUUUUUCGCAUCAGUGAUGAUGGGAGUCUGACACUAAAUGGCCCCAUCGAUUAUGAAAAAGCCAAAAAGUAUGAAAUUGAUAUAGAGGCAGUGGACAAAGGGGGGCUAUCUGAUUCAAGCAAAGUCCUAGUUGACAUUGUUGACAUAAAUGACAACAGCCCUGUUAUAAAUAUAAUUUCAUCAUCAAAUUCAGUAAGAGAAGAUUCAGCUUCAAACACAGUGGUAGCUGUAAUGAGUGUUAAUGAUCCAGAUUCUGACGACAAUGGAAAAGUGCGAUGCGCAAUUGAGAAAAAUACACCUUUUACGAUUAUUUCUACAUCCAGUCGCCUUUAUAGCUUAGUAACAGACACUGAUUUAGACAAGGAAGCAGCCUCUGAAUAUAACAUUACGAUAACCUGUUCAGAUGAGGGCGUGCCCUCCCUCUCUAGCAGCGUCACUCUCACCUUACAGAUCUCUGAUGUGAAUGACAACGCACCUGUCUUUGAGAGGAGCUCAUAUGAGGCCUACAUUGUAGAAAACAACACACCCGGUCUCUCUAUAUUCAAAGUGAAAGCUACAGACGCUGAUUGGAACCAGAAUGCGCGUGUUUCUUACAUACUGGAGGACUCCUCUGUUAACGGAGUGCCAGUCUCCUCAUAUGUGUCCGUUAGUGCUGAUAGUGGAGUCAUCCAUGCAGUGCGCUCUUUUGACUACGAGCAGAUCAAAGAUUUCCAGUUCCGCAUCAAAGCGCAGGAUGGAGGAUCUCCUCCACUUAGCAACAACGUGACUGUAAAAAUACUUAUCCAGGACCAGAACGAUAACCCUCCUCAGGUUCUGUACCCAGUCCAGACUGGUGGCUCUGUGGUGGCUGAAAUGGUUCCUCGUUCAGCAGAUGUGGGUUAUCUGGUCACUAAAGUGGUGGCUGUUGAUGUGGACUCUGGACAGAAUGCCUGGCUCUCCUAUAAACUCCAGAAAUCCACAGACAGGGCGCUGUUUGAAGUGGGCUUACAGAAUGGAGAAAUAAGAACUAUCCGCCAAGUGACUGAUAAAGAUGCUGUCAAACAAAGACUGACUGUUAUCGUGGAGGACAACGGACAGCCCUCUCGUUCAGCUACAGUCAUUGUUAACGUGGCGGUGGCGGACAGCUUCCCUGAAGUGCUGUCGGAGUUCACUGACUUCACACACGACAAGGAGUACAAUGAUAACCUGACUUUUUAUUUGGUGUUGGCUCUGGCUGUAGUUUCCUUCCUCUUCAUCACGUGUUUAGUUGUUAUUAUAUCAGUGAAAAUCUACAGAUGGAGACAGUCUCGCAUCCUGUACCACUCCAACCUCCCUGUGAUUCCAUAUUAUCCUCCACGUUACUCAGACACUAUGGGGACUGGAACUCUUCCACAUGUGUACAAUUACGAGGUGUGCAGGACUACUGACUCCAGAAAGAGUGACUGUAAGUUCGGCAUGGCUGGUAGUCAGAACGUGCUGAUAAUAGACCCCAGUUCUACAGGAACGAUGCAGAGGAUACAGAGUGAAAAGAGCAUCCUGGACGAACCAGACUCUCCUCUAGAGGUUAGAGUGUUACAAUUGUGA